Messenger RNA from Dentiscutata erythropus, 1380 nucleotides. The record is from the annotation of a GenBank genome assembly. Lineage: Eukaryota; Fungi; Glomeromycota; Glomeromycetes; Diversisporales; Gigasporaceae.
AUGAAUGAAAUUCUUCAUGAAAAUUUUGAAGAAUAUAUAAAUGUCGAUGACAUUUUUAAUGGAAUAUUUGACUAUUUAAAUGAAUUAGUUUUGAUGGUUAAACCAAAGAAAUUAAUUUUUAUUGCAGUUGAUGGAGUUGCUCCAAGAGCCAAGAUGAAUAGACAACGUAGCAGGCGAUUUAUUGCAACAAACCAUGGGUUUGACACAAACUAUAUAACGCCAGGAACAAAAUUUAUGGUGGAUUUUUCUAACCAUCUUAAAGAAUUUAUUCAUAACAAAAUUCAAAAUGAUGAGAUUUGGAAAAGUGCAAAAAUUGUAUACUCUGGACAUGAUGUGCCAGGUGAAGGAGAGCAAAAGAUAAUGGAAUAUAUUCGUAAUUCUGAAUCAAAAUCUGAUUGCAUCUAUGGAAGAGAUUCGGAUUUAAUUUUAAUGGGGCUUCUACAUUAUAAAUCGAAUCUUAGAAUACUUAGUAGUAUAAAAAUCUCUUUACAUGGCAUCAAUAAAAAUUCAAGAAUGUACGAAGUAAGAUUAUUAGGAACUUUACGUGAAAAAAUAAAGGAGGAAUUUUCUAAACUUUGGGAGCCUAAGCCACUGCCUUUUGAAUUUAAUUUUGAAAGCAUAAUAAAGGAUUUUAUUUUAUUAGCACUUUUUAUGGGUAGUGAUUUUAUACCAAUGUUGCCAAAUAUUAAUAAUGAAAAAUUUGAUAUUAUUUCAACUUAUAAAGAGAUGUUAAAAGAAUGUGGAGGUUAUAUUUAUAAUGAUGAUGGAAGCUUGAAUAAAAGAAGAUUAGAAGUGAUUUUUAAGAAAUUGAGCAUUAUUGAAAGAGAAAUGCUUGAAAAAAUUAAACAAAAUAAGCACAAUAAAACAGAAACUGAGAGCGAAAAACUUAGAUGGAAAAAAAUGUAUUAUCUAGACCAAGAUCAAAAAGUUUUAAUUAGAUCAUACAUUGAAGGAUUGCAAUGGGUAAUUUCUUAUUAUGAAGGUGCAUUAAAAUCUUAUAGGUGGUUUUAUCCUGGACAUUUUUCACCACUUAUAUCGGAUUUGGAAGACUUGGAAACUAUUGAAAUAAAAAAUUUUAAAGAUGAAGAUUAUUACAAACCAUUCGAACAAUUAAUGUUUGUUCUGCCAAUUAGAAGCAAAAACCUUUUACCAGUAGCAUAUCAGAACCUUAUGAGUGAUCCUAGAAUUGAAGCAUUUUAUUCUACCGAUAAAAAUGAUGAUCUUCCAUUCAUUGAUGAAACGAUUCUAUUAUCUGUAUUAAAAUCUGCAGAAAACAACUUGACAAAUGAAGAAAAACAGAGAAAUGAGUUUGGGAAUGUACUUCUCUUUGAAUAUGAUGAAUUAAACAAAAAAGUGAAUAUGGAAAUUCUGAAGCCUUAA